AUGCAAUUCACCCUCGGCAGUAUUCUACUGCUGGCCACCACAGCCCUGGGCCAAACCGUCUGUCCAAACUCUGCAAUCUUCAGAGUCCACUCGGUCCUCAAGAAUAGCACCGAUGCCGUCAACUCCACUAAUGCCAUCAACACCACCAGCUCUUUCGGCUACGUAAAGUCCUCGCACAUGUACUCUGCUCGCUACCACGCCACCCUCGUCCCCGUGGAUCCCAGUGAAAGCGACAACGAAGCCUGGACACUAGCCAGAGCAUACACGACCGACAUUUACAACAACACUGAUUCCUACCUCCGCUUCCCUGAUGCUGAUUACGUGCUCUCACACUCUCUGGGAUUCACGUUGGGUGCUCUGAGCAAGGAGACUCCUGCGGCUUUUGCUGAGAUCAACGGCGCCGAUGGACCCAACGAAGAGGUUGGCACUGUGGGUGUGUACUAUGAUGAAUGCGGGAAGAUUCAGUACGAGGCUCCUGGUGGCAAGAAGGUGCAUUGGCAUGCUUGUCCUAACCGCGAUGUGGAGUAUGAGAGUAAUGUGACUCUGUUGGGAUACAGACUUCACAAUGCGACUGUACCGAGAGGAUGCUAUGAUAUUGAUCUUGUCAUCGAGUAUAUGGAUGGAUGGAACACGCCCACGGGCUUGCCUCCCAAGUGCUGGGAUCACUAUUGA
Molecule: messenger RNA, 672 nt
Organism: Aureobasidium namibiae CBS 147.97
Lineage: Eukaryota; Fungi; Ascomycota; Dothideomycetes; Dothideales; Saccotheciaceae
Exons: 2
Coding region: 1-672 (223 amino acids)
Source: RefSeq, a predicted model, not a curated record